AUAAGACAAGUGUGGAAACCUCGUUCAUACAACUAAUCUUCAACUAAGUGUGUCGUUAAGUCUUUUCUGUGUAAAAGUUAUACACAUAGUAUAGAUUUAGCUGUAUAAAGCUGGAUUCAUUAACACAAGUCAGUUAAAGAUUUGGUGACGAAAAUGAUUUCGGCAUUUUUUCUGGUCCUUGUGUCAACUGUUCUAUGGGAAGUUUCUGCACUCAGCUGCUACAAAUGUGCAUCCAUCAACGACCCGGCUAGCUGCACCACUACAGCCCAAUGUGCAGGGGACGAGGCGUGUUUCACAGAGAGAAGGCUGAGCGGUUCACUCACGGAGUACUUCAAUAUGGGCUGUGAGAAGCAGAUGGUAUGUGACGUCAUAGGUAGUGACGUCAUCAUUGGCAGGAAAAGAAACCUCAAGACGUCACCGCUGGUUGACAGGAACAAACGUGACGUCACGCUAUGCAACAAGUGCUGCUCUACAGACAACUGUAACCAAAAUAUUUGCUCGGACGUAGAGAUCACCCCCACCGUGGGGAUCCCCUCAACCUCUGAUAUCUAUGUCCGGCUGGUCAGUGGCACCAACGCCUAUGAGGGUACGGUGGAGGUGUUCUUCAACGGGAGGUGGGGGAGUAUCUGUGACGACAACUGGACGACCAACGACGCGAAGGUUGUCUGCAACAUGCUGGGUUACCAGGGAAAUGGAGCUACGGCCAUCGGUGGGGGAGCUUUCUACCCUGGCCAGAACAAUAUUUGGCUGACCAACGUGACGUGCCAGGGGACAGAACCCAGCCUGUACCAGUGCUCUCACGGCCAGUGGGGCGUGACCAGCUGUCUCCACCAGCAGGACGCGGGGGUCAUGUGCUCGUCUGUGACACCAGAAGAUGACGUCAUAUUUCUGCUGGACACCGGGUUUGGUGGGAUGAUAUUCCGCAUGAACCUGAGGAGCCAGUCCUUCACCCCCAUCCCAAUCAGCCAGAACUACGCCCCUGUCAGCUUCGACUACGACCCGAGUCUGGGGCGGAUCUACUUUGUGGACGGUCGUCUGCUACAGAUCACCAGCAUGAAGUAUGACGGCACGGACAUCAGGAACUUGAUGCAGCUCGAUAGGAACUCCCAGCCAGACAAGCUACAGUUGGACCCCCUCAACAGACGACUCUUCUACACCGACGACGGCAACAACAUCAUCGCCUCCCUCAACCUAGACGGCUCGGACUACAAGAAGGUCAUCACCACCAACCUUGACAACCCCAGGGGCAUCGUCCUCGACCCUAGGUCAAGGACCAUGUACUGGACAGACUGGGGGGCGUCUCCCAAGAUAGAGUCGGCCAACUAUGACGGAACUAACAGAGUAACUCUCGUGGGUUCAAACCUCAAGUGGCCGAAUGGAUUGGCUAUUGAUUAUAACGCCAACAAACUCUAUUUUGUGGACGGCGGGCUGGGGACGAUUGAGACCAUCACCCUACAGGGCACCAGCAGACGAGAGAUUCUCAAAGACCCGGGCUCACACUUCUUCUCCAUCGAUGUCUUUGGCGACUAUCUCUACUACACGGACUGGAACAGAGAUACUUUGAUGAGGGUCAACAAAGACGGCACAGGACAGACGGUAGUUGGUCCACCUAGCUUCAAGGAGUUGUCAGACAUCAGGGUUCAUAAAUACGGGACAGACUUGCCAGGUGUGACAACGCCCUCUCCAGUACACUUUGACCCCAGUCACGUGUUUGUCCGUAUGGGUGGUCUGGGUGACGCCACCACUGGUCGGGUGGAGAUUUUCGCCAACAGCCAGUGGGGCACCAUCUGUGACGACCACUGGGACGACAACGACGCCAAGGUCGUCUGUCGUAUGAUGGGCUUUGAUGGCACCAAUGCCAAGGCCACUAGCCAGAGUAGCCAAGGUAACGGGUUCGGUAUGAUCUCACUUGACGAGGUCAACUGCACGGGCACAGAGAAGCACAUCGUGGAGUGUGGGUUCGGACCCGACAACUGGGGCGUACAUGACUGCACUCACACAGAGGACGCUGGGGCUAUCUGUGAGCCGCCAUUGCAGCUCGGAUUUCAAGACAGCGACAUCGACAACUUCCUCGUGUUCUGUGAUGUUUACACUGGGCUGUUGGUACGAAUGGACCUCAACACUUACAGCUACACCUCUAUCGUCCCCAAUACGUCCCCUAACCCUGUGGCCAUCACCUUUGACCCCAACGACAAGAUGAUUUACUUCUCUGAGGUCUACAGCACGUCGUCCGAGAUUCGGAGUUCGAAUCACAGGGGGACGGACAUCAGGACAGUUCUACCCCCACAGACAGGCACUGUAAUAGACGGGCUAGCUAUUGACAAGAACCGGAACACGAUUUUCUUCACCGACGCUGGAAACAAACGGAUCGUUGCCAUGGCACCGGACGGUAUGGGGAUCCGAAUAGUUGCCACAAAUGUUGCCCAGCCCCGGGCUCUGGCCCUCGAUAAAAAUGCCGGUGUGGUCUACUGGACGGACUGGGGCACCGUACCUAGAAUAGAGAAGGCCAACUACGAUGGCACCAACAGACAGACGGUGGCCUCCACUGGACUGGUCUACCCUAACGGUCUAGCGCUGGAUGUAGGAGCUGGCCUGCUGUAUUUCUGUGACGCCGGCACCAAGACCAUCGAGGUGAUGAAAACAGACGGCAGCAACAGGAAAGUCCUGUACAUGGACAACGGCGCCCACUUCUUUGGCAUCACACUGACGUCACGCUACAUCUUCUACAGUGACUGGAACAAACAGGGGAUCAUGAGGCUGAACCGUGACGGUACCAACCAGACGCCGGCAGGACCAGAGAGCUUCACCAAGAUCAACGGCAUCUACGCAUACGAGUCGACUUACACGCAAUAAACUUCUGGCAUGCAC
Physella acuta is the source of this 2868-nucleotide messenger RNA. Its product is annotated as low-density lipoprotein receptor-related protein 4. Gene Ontology annotation, cellular component: membrane. NCBI's taxonomy places the organism in Eukaryota, Metazoa, Mollusca, Gastropoda, Physidae. The record is from RefSeq and is a predicted model, not a curated record.